GCCCCAGUCCUGAUACAACACGCAACACACUUCAUACAAAACCGAUAAUUUUUUUUUAUUUCAAAAAAAAAAUACGCGUUAAUUUUUUUUUUUUGGUUUUUAAACUAAAAAAAUUAAAAAAAAAAAUAAGAAAGGGAAAAAAGUGUUAAGUUUGGGUUAAUAAUUAAGUUUUUAUUUUGCUUAAGUGGAUUUAUUUCUAUUUUUUUUGACUCAAAAAAAGGUCAAGUGAUAUGUCGCCACCAAAUGGAGUACCUCCUGGUUCAGAAAACGGUUAUAUUCCGGUGACAACAAAUGAGGAUGAGGAGGACGACGAAUUGGAGGCGGCAGACGCCGCGACGCCCCUCGAACACGUCACUCGAAACGGUGUUGGGGCGGCGGCUGCUGGAGAUAUUUCCUCCAAAGCAACCACCACAUCGUUACUUCUAAAGAAGAAGGCUGAAAAUGGAAGUUCGUCCCAAAAGGAAAACGGAGGUGGAGGAGACGAGGAUGGCUCGGAAACCGGAGAAGACGACCCCGAAAUCGUGGUUCCACCGGAUGGCGGUUGGGGAUGGGUCGUUGUCGCCGCUUCCUUCUUCUGCAACAUGGUAGUAGACGGCACAGUAUUUUGUUUCGGCAUCUUAGCGCAGGAUUUGGAAAAUGAAUUUGGCGCUAGCAAGGCGCACGUCGCAUUAGUCGGCUCCCUAAUGUCCGGAUUCUAUCUGAUGGUCGGACCGUUCGUGAGCGCCUUGGCGAACCGGUACGGUUUUCGUAUCGUCGCGAUCGUAGGUAGCCUAUUGGCGGCGGCCGCGUUCUCUGUCUCCUAUUUUGCGACUAGCGUUACGUUCUUGUGCGUCACGUACGGACUUAUUGGAGGAAUUGGAUUUGGGUUUAUUUACGUCCCUGCUGUAAUAACGGUUGGGUUUUAUUUCGAAAAGUGGAGGGCUUUAGCCACUGGGAUCGGAGUUUGCGGAUCGGGGAUUGGUAAUUUUAUCCUCCCCCCGAUUUUUUCCUAUAUCACCAAAAAUUACAGUUGGAGAAUUGCGAUUUUGGUGCAAGCCGCGAUGGCUUUUGGGUGCUUAUUCGCCGGGUUAUGCUUCAAACCGUUAAAACCGACCAAAGUUAAAGACAUCAAGCAAGAACAACCCGAAUUAAUCAUGGAUAAAACUCGUCUCCCCUCGAAAACUCGCCGCCAAAUGGAGUUAGCCCUAAAAAAUUUUAAAGGAAACUCGGUUCAUUUAAGUCAUAGUACGAUAACUAGGAUAUUAGGUGCCAAUAAUAAUUGCGAUUACCCCACGGUCGCUGAUGUUUACCACACGAUUAACGUCCCAAGACACGAUCGGGUUCGAUUUAGGGAGAAGAGAUUCAGCGAUCCUUUCGCUGAGGACGAAAAGAAAGAUGGCGAGCCCCUCUUAGAAGAUAAAACGUUCCAAGUUAUCGUUCAAAAACAAAUUAGGAAGCGCACUAACUCCGAAAGUAGCAACCCAAGGAGUCGUAAAAACACUUUGAGUGAAGUUAAUCGCCCAUUUUAUCGCGAUGACAUCUGUUUUAGUGGGAGCUUAACUCGGUUGCCUCAAUUUAUGUCCAAAACAUCCCUAGAAUACAACUUAGCAGUAACUCGAGUUCCAACUAAACACGACAUCGAAGAAGAAUAUCUUCCUGGGUGCAAAAUUUGCCCUGAAGCAAUGAGAAGGACUUUGGCUACAAUGUUGGAUUUUAGCCUCUUAAAAUCGCCCUCUUUUAUAUUGAUGGCGUUGAGUGGGUUCUUUACAAUGAUGGGUUUUUACACACCUUACAUGUAUAUUAAAACGCGGGCGGAAAAUGAGUUUCAUUUGGAUGUUUCGUUAACGACUUGGUUAAUCUCAACAAUUGGGAUUGCAAAUACGAUCGGAAGGAUUCUUUGUGGCGCGUUAAGUUUUUUCCCCAAAAUCAGCACGUUAUGGGUCAACAACAUCGCUUUGAGUAUCAGCGGAAUCGUUACAAUCAUGAGUGGGUUAUCAAUGACUGCGGAAUACCAAUUUUUUUACUCCGUUAUGUUCGGAUUAACAAUAUCAUCUUUCGCAUCGUUAAGAUCAAUUUUGGUGGUGGAACUCUUAGGGUUAUCAAAAUUAACGAACGCGUUUGGGUUAUUACUUCUUUUCCAAGGAAUUGCUGCGGCGGUUGGAUCUCCGAUUGCGGGGGCUUUCAUGGAAAUGACGCAAAGUUACGAUGCUUCGUUUUAUUUAAGCGGAUCGUUGCUUUUAAUGUCUGGAUUAGUUUGUUACCCAUUAAGUUGUGUCAACAAAUGGGAGGAGAAUAAAAAGGAGAAAGAUGAGAAAGAAUCAUCGAAUAAUGUUCCCGUUUGAGUAAAUAUUAAUUUAAAAGAAGAAAUUUGAAUGAAAAUGAUCUUAAGGUAAUAAAAUAAUAAAUAAAAGAGAAUUGG
This is a messenger RNA of Onthophagus taurus, 2398 nucleotides long. RefSeq names its product monocarboxylate transporter 14. Gene Ontology annotation, biological process: monocarboxylic acid transport; transmembrane transport. Lineage: Eukaryota; Metazoa; Arthropoda; Insecta; Coleoptera; Scarabaeidae. The record is from RefSeq and is a predicted model, not a curated record. Gene Ontology annotation, molecular function: monocarboxylic acid transmembrane transporter activity.